UACAUACCGUAUUGUACCGUUAUCGUAUCGUCAAGUCGAUACUAUUACGAGACGGAUCCGAUAGUUUACUUGCUUGGGCUACAGGACACUGUUGAUGUUAAUAGGAUGUGCGCUUUUUGUUUCUAAAGAAGCGCUUAAAACGUAGUGGUUAUGUACUCUUGUGUUCGUGUCAAGGAAGUGAUUGUCAGAUGGUGAAUAAAUGUCUGUAAAGCCAAUAAAAAUGCCGUCGGCGACGAAAGAUACAACAAUAUUGAAGAUUGCGGUGGAAAUGUUAAAUGCGCCUGACAAGGUGCCACAAUUGAUUGAGUUCGAUCAAAGUCAACCAUUGUCUAGUAUAAUCCAACUUUUAUGCAAGGCGUGGGGUCUUCCAGAUCCCGUUAAUUACGCUUUACAAUUCUCUGAAAGCAAUAAUCAAAAUUAUAUUACUGAGAAAAAUCGUAACGAAAUAAAAAAUGGUUCUGUGUUGCGCCUCGAACAAUCUCCGGCAAAAACGGUUCAAGAUAUAUUGUCCAAAAUUAACACAGGUACAGAAGCUGAACAAACGAUCGCCCUAACAAAACUUUCAAAUGUUAGCAGUGACCUCACUUUCGCUCUGGAAUUUAUAAAUAAAAAAGGACUAUCUCUUGUUAUCAACAACAUAGAAACAGGAAAAUUCAAAGGCAACUGCUUAAAAUAUGCCUUAGUAACAUUCGUCGAAUUGAUGGAUCAUGGAAUAAUAUCUUGGGACAUCUUAGAAAACCAAUUUAUAAAUAAAGUUGUCAGCUUUGUUAGUAAUCAAACGAAUGCACAAGAUCCAAAGAUAAUUCAAUCAUGUCUAUCAAUUCUUGAAAAUAUUGUCCUCAACAGUUCAGGCAAGAACUCUCAUGUUGAAAAAGAAAUAACUAUACCUAGUUUGAUCUCCCAUCUGGAGAACCAAGAUAGAAUCAUCCAGCAGAAUGCCAUUGCCCUUAUUAAUGCAAUCUUUUCUAAGGCUGACUUGACAAAAAAGAAGACAAUUGCUGCUACAUUAUGUUCUAAACAAGUUAGAAACAAGAUUUAUGAAAACCUUAUUACCAAGAAUGUAUCAAAAGAAGCUUUAGGUACCGAGCUAGCUCAUCAGCUUUAUGUGUUACAAACAUUGACCCUAGGUCUUCUUGAACCUAAAAUGCGCCAAAGAGCCGACUCACAAGAACAAGAGUCACAGGAGAAAAUUAAGGAAUUAAGAAAGUUAGCAUUUGAAAAUGACAAUAAUACUAAUAUGGAAGUGACAACAAGACGUCCAACAGGUAGUUUAUCAAAGGAUUUCAAAAAGCUUGGCUUUAAAUGUGAAAUUGAUCCAAUCAAAGAUUUUAACGAGACCCCACCUGGAGUACUUGCAUUAGACUGCAUGUUGUACUUUGCUAGAAAUUAUAGAGAGGAUUAUACAAAAAUUGUUCUGAGAAAUAGCUGUCGAGCAGAUGAACAAGAAUGCCCAUUCGGUAAAACUAGUGUUGAAUUAGUCAAACUUUUAUGUGAUAUAUUACACAUUGGGGAGUCACCGAGUGAACAGGGACAAACUUAUCAUCCUCUUUUUUUCACACAUGAUCAUCCAUUUGAAGAACUAUUCCGCAUUUGUAUAGUCUUACUAAACAAAACUUGGAAAGAAAUGAGAGCUACAACAGAAGACUUUGUUAAAGUAUUAAGUGUUGUGAGAGAACAGAUUAGCAGAGCCUUAGCCGCAUCUCCUAAAAGUUUUGAUAUAUUUCGACAGAAGAUUAAAGAGUUAACGUACAGCGAAAUCACACAUCUGUGGCAGCAGGAACGUACUAAUCGAGAAGUAUGGGAAUCCCAUGCUAGGCCGAUUGUUGAACUUAAGGAAAAAAUAACACCUGAAAUUAUAGACUUGAUUCAACAGCAGCGAUUAGGAGUAUUGGUAGGUGGGACGAGAUUUAAGAAAUACAUGAAGAUUAACAGAAAGGAUAAGUUUUGGUUUGUUCGUUUAUCACCAAAUCAUAAAAUAUUACACUAUGGGGAAUGUGAUGAAAAAAGUACACCUAGUUUGGAAGAAUUAGGAACUAAAUUGGCUGUAGCUGAUAUUAAAUGUGUCGUGGUUGGUAAAGAAUGUCCCCACAUGAAAGAUUUGAAAGGAAAAAUUAGUAGUCCACAUUUAGCAUUCUCUCUCAUUCUAAAGGCAGCUGAAGUCCCAUCACUAGAUUUUGUAGCACCAGAUGAACAAAUUUUUGACUAUUGGACUGAUGGUAUAAAUACUUUACUAAAGGAGAAAAUGACUAGCAAAUCUUUUGAGAAUGACUUGGAAACUCUGUUGUCUAUGGAUAUAAAAGUGAGACUUUUAGAUGCUGAAGGUAUUGACAUACCCCAAGACCCACCUCAGAUUCCUCCAGAACCAGAAGACUAUGAUUUUUAUUAUGAAAACAAUUAAUUUGUUUCAAAAUUAAUGUAAAUAAUAUGAAGUAUUUUUUAGUUUUUAAGUAUAUAGUAAGUCUUACUUAGUGAUAAUUAUUUUCAUUCCUAUCUUAUUUACUUUUUUUAUAUUUUUAUGAAUCAAAUGUUCGUGUUUUUAUAAACCAUAAUGUAUUAAACAAAUUAUAUGGUUUUAAUUAGUGAUAUAAAUCCUUUUUAGAAAAUGAAACUAUUUAGAUUACAUAAUUUAAUGAAUAUUUUUAUCUAAAUUCAAAUAUAUAUAUUAUGUAAGCCAUGUAUAUGCAAUUUAUUACCAUUUUUUUUGUACA
Messenger RNA from Nymphalis io (European peacock), 2708 nucleotides. RefSeq names its product engulfment and cell motility protein 1 (gene Ced-12). Lineage: Eukaryota; Metazoa; Arthropoda; Insecta; Lepidoptera; Nymphalidae. Gene Ontology annotation, biological process: cell motility; actin filament organization. Bases 200 to 2398 code for a protein of 732 amino acids. The transcript has a single exon. Gene Ontology annotation, cellular component: plasma membrane. The record is from RefSeq and is a predicted model, not a curated record.